UCCGUCUUGAUCACUCGAUAUUGAUUGACAAAUUAUCAUUACAAACAAAACAAAAAUUCUGAAAAACAACAAUGAAACUUUUAAUCCAUUCAAUGGCAAUCGUUGCUUCAGCAUGUCUUGUUUUCGGUUUCGAAAUCGAAAGCGGACAAUAUAAAAUUGCUGAUGCAUUGAUUAAACAUUCUGAUACGUUAAAAAACUGUACCGAAAACUAUAUACUAAAAUAUCUAAAUCAUUCUGAAGAAGAUUCCAAUGUAAAACAUUUAAAAAUUGAUAUACAUCUUGUUGAUGUUGUUUCAAAUGAACUUUAUGACAUGUUAUUUCAUAUGAAAAAUGAAAAUAUAACCGAACAUCAAUUAAGNGAAAAGGAAAUUUAUCAUUUAGAACAUUCAAAUGAAAAUUUAACUACUAAUAAUGAUUUUGAUCUUGAAAUCAAAAAUGAACGAUAUGAAAUAGCUGAUUUAUUGCUUAAACAUGCUGAUAUGUUGAAAGAAAUUGCUGAAAAUGAUAUACAAAAAUAUCAAAAUAAUUCUGAAGAUCAUUCAUCAAUCAUAUAUUUGAAACAUGAUAUACAACGUAUUGAAAAAUAUUAUGAUUAUGUACAUAAUAAUUCUCGAAUGGAAAACAUUGAUGAAGAUUUAUUACAUCAUUUUCAUUAUAUGGAAAAAGAAUUAUUAACAUUGGAAAAUCGAAUUGAAAAAGAAAUUUUUCAUUUGGAAUAUCAUCAUCGUCAUCGACAACAUCAAAUCAUCGCUGGUGAUAAAGAUGCUUUAUCAAUUUAA
Dermatophagoides pteronyssinus (European house dust mite) is the source of this 779-nucleotide messenger RNA. RefSeq lists its product as uncharacterized. The record is from RefSeq and is a predicted model, not a curated record. Lineage: Eukaryota; Metazoa; Arthropoda; Arachnida; Sarcoptiformes; Pyroglyphidae.